CACAAAAAAUAAUACUAAUAAUAACUCUGCCAAGUGCCAAGUUAUGUUGGUUAUGUAUCUUUUCAAGUGUGUGAACAACUUUUAUGAUUUAAAAUUUUAAAUGUACCUGUGGAAAAAUAGCAUUUAGGCGGUGGCAACAUUUAAGUUGUGAAGGGAACAUCUGGACUUGACUUUUAACCCACAUAUUCAGAACCGAACUUGAUAUGGAAAUUGAUAGCAAAAGGGCCACUACAAUGCUGGAGGAGUAGACUACAGCAUCAAAAUAGAAGAAAUUUUGAAGCCUUGUUUCUGCCAACUUCCUAAGGUUCCCAAAGGUUCGCCAGCUGUGAAGAACUGAAGAUUGAAUGUUGAAUUCUCUCUAAAAUUGGAAUAAUGUUUCUCAAGCAUUUGUGUUUUUGCCGUUCAAAGCGUGUAAGUUCAUCCCAGAGGAACUAUCCAACAGUAAUAGAAGAGCUAUGCCCUCGAUUUUCUCUGACUGAUAUUAGGAAAUCAACCAAUAACUUUGAUGAAAAUCAAAUACUUGGACAUGGAAACCUUUGUACAGUUUACAAAGGCUGUCUACAACAAAAAGGAACUACCGAUAACACGGUUGCAAUCAAGCGAAUUUACGCGCAUACUGACCGAGAAGUCAGAGAGUUCAAGAAUGAAAUAGAGAUGCUCUGCCAACUUCGUCACCCUAAUUUGGUCACUAUAAUCGGAUUUUGCGACAGCAAAGAUGAGAAUAUUAUUUUGUAUGAGUACAUGGCCAAUGGAGCUCUCCAUGAUCACCUAUACGGUAUUAAAAAAGAACCACUCUCAUGGAAGAUGAGGCUAAAGAUAUGCAUAGGAGCAGCAUGUGGAUUACACUUCCUUCACUCCGGAGUCAAGCGCACCAUCUUUCACCGUGACAUACAACCUUACAAGAUUUUACUGGAUAACAAUAUGGUGCCAAAACUCGCAGACUUAAGGUUUUCCUUGCAGGGACCUUUGUUUAAGUCAAAGCCAAAACCAAAGUCCAUAUUAAAUGAUAACUUCCUAGGUACACAUGGUUAUGUGGCCCCUGAGAUUUUACAAAACAAUGCAGUAACAGAUAGGUGUGACGUUUACUCCUUUGGUGUUGUUCUGCUAGAAGUGGUAUGCAGGAAAAAGCUAGAAAUUGUUAAGAGACAGAGGCAACCUGUGGAGGAGAACAUUGAUUCGGAUAUCGAAGGAAAGAUUGCAGAAGAGUGUUGGAAGGUUUAUGUGGAUGUUACAGAAAGAUGCUUGAGGCAUGAUCCAAAUGAGAGACCUUCAAUGGGUGAAGUAGAGGUGCAACUUGAGCUUGCAUUGUCACUGCAGGUAGAAGCAGAUAGCAGAUACACCAAUGGAGAUCCUUACACUCUAUCAUCUAAAACCAUUAUUGAUCCUCCACCAGAAAGAGGCACCAGUUUUGGCCAAAAAUAAGCUUGAUGGAAUCCCUGGAUAUAAGACUAAUUCUUGUGCAGUAUUUUUACUUUUCUAUUUUGUAUUGUGCAUAAGUAUAUCAAUAUUAUAUAAGGAUAUUAGACUUGUUAGAGAAUGAUGACAUAUUAUUAAAUAUAAGUAUAAAAUAUAUAUUCCUUUUGUUACAA
Molecule: messenger RNA, 1589 nt
Organism: Lotus japonicus
Lineage: Eukaryota; Viridiplantae; Streptophyta; Magnoliopsida; Fabales; Fabaceae
Product: receptor-like protein kinase ANXUR1
Exons: 3
Coding region: 373-1422 (349 amino acids)
Biological process (GO): protein autophosphorylation
Cellular component (GO): plasma membrane; plasmodesma
Molecular function (GO): ATP binding; transmembrane receptor protein tyrosine kinase activity
Source: RefSeq, a predicted model, not a curated record